AUGAUUGCAAUUCCAUAUCUGACUGCUUUAUCAACCUACUUCAGCUAUGGUCUCCUCUUCUUCUUCGGCCAAAUCAGGGAUUUCUUCCGCAAACUCAUCGAUUGGUCGUCCGCUAAUAAUCUCCAUGGUUAUGCACCUCUUUGCUUGGGACUCGAAGAUUUCUACACUCGCCGUCUCUAUCUUCGUAUUCAGGACUGUUUCGGUCGACCUAUAGCUAGUGCUCCGGAUGCUUGGUUCGAUGUGGUUGAGCGAUUCUCCGAGGACAAUAACAAGACGCUCAAACGAACCUCAAAGACGACUAAAUGCCUGAACUUGGGAUCGUACAAUUACCUUGGUUUUGCGGCUUCGGAUGAGUACUGUACCCCUCGUGUGAUUGAGUCUUUGAAGAAGUAUUCUCCGAGUACCUGUAGCAGUCGAGUCGAUGGUGGCACAAUGAGAUUACACGUCGAAUUGGAGAAGUGUGUUGCUGAUUUUGUAGGAAAACCAGCUGCAAUUGUUUUUGGAAUGGGUUAUGUCACCAAUUCUGCUAUUCUUCCAGUCCUAAUGAGGAAGGGAAGCUUGAUCAUUAGCGAUUCAUUGAACCAUAGUUCAAUCAUUAAUGGUGCACGAGGAUCUGGAGCUACAGUUCGCGUUUUCCAACACAAUACACCUGCUCACUUAGAGGAAGUUUUGAAGGAACAAAUAGCGGAGGGACAACCUAGGACUGGCAGACCAUGGAAAAAGAUAUUGGUUAUUGUGGAGGGGAUAUAUAGCAUGGAAGGAGAGCUUUGCAAACUUCCUGAGAUAAUAGCAAUUUGCAAAAAAUAUAAGGCAUAUACGUACUUGGAUGAGGCCCACAGUAUUGGAGCAGUAGGGAAGUCUGGAAGAGGUGUUUGUGAGCUCUUGGGUGUGGAUCCAGCUGACGUAGAUGUCAUGAUGGGAACUUUUACAAAAUCAUUUGGAUCGUGUGGUGGCUAUAUUGCAGGAUCCAAGGAGCUUAUUCAAUAUUUGAAGUACACUUGUCCUGCUCAUCUGUACGCAACUUCAAUUUCUCCACCGGCCGGAGAACAAAUAAUGUCUGCCAUUAAGGUCAUCCUUGGAGAGGAUGGCACUAGUAGAGGAGCCCAGAAACUUGCACGAAUUCGGGAAAACAGUAACUUCUUCAGGUCAGAACUGCAAAAAAUGGGUUUUGAAGUCCUGGGGGAUAAUGAUUCUCCAGUUAUGCCAAUUAUGCUUUACAACCCAGCCAAAAUCCCUGCCUUCUCACGUGAAUGCCUCCGCCAGAAUGUUGCUGUUGUAACAGUAGCAUUUCCAGCGACCCCUCUUCUGUUGGCAAGGGCACGAAUAUGCAUUUCCGCAUCUCAUUCCAGGGAAGACCUACUCAAAGCCUUGGAGGUGAUUAGCCGAGUUGGUGAUCUCGUGGGCAUUAAAUACUUCCCUGCCGAACCAAAUAAACAAUUGCCAGAUGCAGACUUGAAGAAGCGUGACUGAGAAAAGAAAAAGAAAAAGAAAAAUAUUUAAGUCUCCUAGUUCAAGCCACAAAAGAGGGGAGAGGUUUGUAAAAAAAUCAAGCUGUUACUUUGAUAACUUAGGUUUCAUCUGUGCCUGCUUUGCUUUUAACAUCUUAUUAUGUGAGCCUCUAAAAUGGCCUCUCAGUAGUAUUGAAACACACACGAGUGGAGUGGGAUUGAGACACUCGUGUGUCUUAAAGUGGGAUUGGUUUUGUGGCUUCAGUUAUUGAAUUUUGUCUCCUAUUUAAUAAUUUUGUACAGGUGUAACCUUUAAGCUUGAGCAAACCAUAUUUUAUGCUAUUCUUCCAGGUAGUCUUUCCCAUGGGGAAUAAUAAUCUUGUAACUCUUGUCUUGAUGAUACAUCUUCAACAAUUUUCUUUUUUCUA
Messenger RNA from Humulus lupulus (European hop), 1876 nucleotides. Its product is annotated as long chain base biosynthesis protein 2a. Gene Ontology annotation, cellular component: serine palmitoyltransferase complex. Bases 1 to 1470 code for a protein of 489 amino acids. Gene Ontology annotation, biological process: ceramide biosynthetic process; sphingosine biosynthetic process. Lineage: Eukaryota; Viridiplantae; Streptophyta; Magnoliopsida; Rosales; Cannabaceae. Gene Ontology annotation, molecular function: serine C-palmitoyltransferase activity; pyridoxal phosphate binding. The transcript has 11 exons. The record is from RefSeq and is a predicted model, not a curated record.